ACAGAGUUCAGUGCAGAGCACCGAGGUCCAGGAGGUGCCGGCCUUCUUCAACUUGUGGGAAAGCAACUUCUAGGGCUGCAAAUAUUGGACAGGGGAAGAAGUUUGGGCAGUUGUAGCUGGCAGGCCUGUGGACAAGGUUGUGUCUGUGAGGUAGGCAGGAACUUCUUUCGGUUCUGUUGAGGGAGGGGCCGGGCCGCGUGUGGUCUGGAUUGGGUGCGGAAAACUUCUCUACUCAGCAUUAUUCCUGCAACGACUUUGAUCGAGUGACGGCAUGGCAUCAUCCUUGACAGCAGCGGUACAAGGGUUCGAAAGGUUGUCACUGGCCUCCUCAUCUAGGAACGGGUGCAGCAUCUCUGGGUCGCAGUAUGGGUCAAUGCAAGGAAGCGCGCUGAGCGGAGCUCCCAGGCAGCUCUCUUCAGCAUCGUUCAUUGCUCCCAGACUACCAGCAUUGGCGCGGCGACAGGUCAGCGUCCAGACUGCCCCAGGUUUGCAGAUUCUUGCAAAGCAGAACGCGUUGAAGAGGACGAGGCAAAACGAGAAGAGGAGGGCGUACCACAAGGCUAGGAAGUCCGAAAUGUCAACCAGGAUCAAGAAGGUCUUGAUGCUGACUGAGCAGCUGAAGGGCAAGCCCGAGGACGCGCAGGAGAACCUCACCCUUGUAGAAAAGUACAUCUCGGAGGCUUACAAGAUCAUUGACAAGUCUGCCAAGGUUGGAACCAUCCACAAGAACAGGGCCAACCGCCGGAAGUCCAGACUAGCAUUCGCCAAGAAGUCUGUCGAAGUCGCCCUUGGCUUGUAUACGCCCCCGCCUCCUCCCGAGGUUCGGGCCGCUUCCUCGAAGGUUGCGGACGAAGAUCAGGCAGAUAAGGUUACGGUUGUGUCGGUCUAAGAGAUUGACCAGUCGGACGAAAGUGUUUCGCAUCUUUGGGAAUCAGAGUGCACAUUCCAACCAUUAGUAUCGCAGAUAACUGGCUGAUUGGUUUGGCAGUGCACCGAUCAGCUUUGAACGAUAGAGGGGUAAUCAGGUUUUGGACCGGCACGACAGAGACGAUGCCGCACAGGUGUUGUGCGGAAGAAAAUCUUACAGGUACCGAGUUGCCAUGUUUGAUAUACUGCCGCGAUUUACGCGCAAAGGCCUGAUGUAGUUCAGCCGAGCCGUAGCUUCUUGGAACUUCAUCCUUGUUGUCCUGCGCGGCUCUUGCUAGCUUCAUCUCAAUUUAAUGCCGCGGCACUGUUCGUUGAUAUAUCGUGGCUGUCCAUGAUUCUUGGAAAAGUAAUUUCUAU
Molecule: messenger RNA, 1284 nt
Organism: Klebsormidium nitens
Lineage: Eukaryota; Viridiplantae; Streptophyta; Klebsormidiophyceae; Klebsormidiales; Klebsormidiaceae
Source: the annotation of a GenBank genome assembly